Gigantopelta aegis is the source of this 2618-nucleotide messenger RNA. RefSeq lists its product as uncharacterized. NCBI's taxonomy places the organism in Eukaryota, Metazoa, Mollusca, Gastropoda, Neomphalida, Peltospiridae. Bases 227 to 1588 code for a protein of 453 amino acids. The transcript has 10 exons. The record is from RefSeq and is a predicted model, not a curated record.
UUAGCGCAGUUUGUCGGUUGAGAAGAACAUUUAGAACGCUGCUUAAGUUACCUAUAAAUAAGACCGUCUUCCUUAUAUCACUGUGUUUUCUUUUAUUUGUGUUCGAUGAAGAAAACCAAAGAGUACAUUUUGUAACGACAAACUGAAGAUUACACAUAUUGUGCAUAGCCAUGCCUUCUUGCAUUUGUAAAGGUUUGCAUUGAAAUGUGACGGAUUCCUGGCAGUGAUGGCACGGAAAGUUCUACAGUUUCCCUCGGCUUGGAUUUGCAUUUCGUUUUGGAUUAUUCUUGCCGAAAAUUCUCGUUUCUGUGAAAGUGUAACCAUUGAUAUCCAAAGCACAGGCGAAUCUAGCGGACAAUACAAGGUCACCCUCACCUGUUUGUUUCCCUCUCGUGGCAACGCCGUAGUAAAGAAAGUGGAAUGGCGUCGACAGACAGGAAGUGGGUGGGACAACCUGGUUACCCACACUCCCCCUGGUCAGCCAAGUUUCGUGAACGCAGGACUGGCCUUGGAGAACAGGGUGGUUCUAUCGGGCAAUGGGAAUCGGCUGGUGCUCCAGUUCCAAGAGGUUGAGUGUGGAGAUGAAGGCACGUACAACUGCACGGUCACCUAUCCAACUACAUCGUUGUCCGCGACUCGGCGUCUUCGUUUACAAGUUCGACCAAUGCAGCCAUUUUCUCUCACCCUCGCCCCAGACAAGGAAAUGUUUAUCAUUGGUGAACAGGUCACGUUCACUUGUUCGGCGAACGUUGACCAGCCACGGGGUCAGUUUCAUUGGCGUGUCAUUUUCGAAAACGGUGACGAGGAUGACAUAACGCGAGGUGCUAAACGGCAAGCGGUUGUCACGACUGAAACGGACUCUGUGUGUUCCUCCGUAGAGAAGAGUUCCGUGACCCUGACGAUGGAUCGGACGUUUCCGGGCGCCGUCGUCCGAUGUAAAGUGAUAAACCGGGAACUCACGAAGAAGAAGACGACGACAGUUGAUAGCGAGUGCAGCAGAAAUUGUCUGCAGACAGAUAAACUCAAGGUUCAAAACAAAGCCAAGUCCAAGAUUUCGGCAGCAGUCUCGAUUGGUAAGAAAUAUGAAGAAUUCGAUAGUCAAGCAAUCGUCAUCGUCAUCUCCGUGUUCUCUGGUAUUCUUCUGACCAUGGCGUCGGCGAGCGUCUGUGUGUACUGCCAGAAGAAAAAAACGUCCAGCGCUGCAGUUGAUCGCUUGGCAGAGAGUGACACCUCAGUUAAAUAUGGGAAAUUUGAGGAAACAAAACCAGUUGACGAAACAGUUACGGAACCGGUUACGGAAUCGGUAAAGGAAAUCGAUGUGCAGGAGAAAGACUCAGCUGGGAAGAUUGAGAAAAAUGAAGAACGUCUUCUCACAAUGCCAUUUCAGGAAAUCGAUGUGCAGGAGAAAGACUCAGCUGGGAAAACUGAGGACAAUGAAGAACGUCCUCCCACAAUUCCAUUCCAGGAAAUCGAUGAUCAGGAGAAAGACUCAGCUGGGAAGAUUGAGAAAAAGGAAGAACGUCUUCUCACCUUUCCAUUUCACGACGCUGAAGAGGAUAUUGGCAGGGUCUGGCAAGGAACAAUCUAAUGAUGUCCAGUGAUGAGGAACUUCACGUGGUCAUAAGAUCACAUGGACUAUUCACAUUAAUGCACGUGUUCAUGUAGGGGGCGGGACGUAGCCCAGUGGUUAAGCGGUUUAGGAUCGAUCCCCGUCGGUGGCCCCAUUGGGCUAUUUCUCGUUCCAGCCAGUGUAACUGGUGUAACAAAAGAGUAGCCCUUGAAGUGGCGACAGCGGGUUUCCUCUCUUUCAUAUCUGUGUGGUCCUUAACCAUAUGUCUGACAGUGCGUCGUUAAAUAAAAUUUAUAUAUUAUUAUAUAAGUCUUCGUGUAACCUGUUUGAAAGUCCCACAACCUACUUCACGACAGUCAGUGAAUUUAUAAUCAUCUAAGGCCCAAAACACACUGGAUCUGGGUCAGGCACGUAUGGUGCCAGUCCAAAAUGAAACGCAUUGAAUCAAAUACCGCGUCUGUGCUGGCGCGAACUACAGAUCUGGCAACAGGCGUGCAUACGCUAUAUUUUCACAGUACCAGACUGGCAGCUGCGAAAUGUUCAAGCCUUAUUUUUAUAUUUUUCUUAAUUAACGACUUGAACGAUAUAUGUGAGGCAAUGUGGAAUAAUAUCGUAAUUAUUGUUGAUGUUAAUAGAAGAAAAUAUAUUCAAAGAUAUGAACUCAGUCAGUUAUGUUGACAACACGUAACAGUUUCAGACCCAGACAUCAAAGUGCGUCAGACAUGGCUUCUUUGCCACAGUGUCCCGACCAAGACCCAGACCCAGACCCAGCUUCGGUGUGUUUUGGGGCCUUAAAAAUGUCGGGUGGUCAUGAAUGGGAUAGGCUUGUGUGAUGUGGGGGAAGAGUAGAGAUUUGCUGACUGCAAGAUUCAUAAAAACAUUAGCUCUGGUCUCAGAAAUGUUUGCUGUAUAUAUCUUGAGAAUGUGUAACAGUUUUAUCAGUUUAAAAAGGCACUGUUCAGGGCAGUAGCUAGUGGUGGGGACAAAGAGGGCAGUUGCCCGCCCCACCCCCCACCCCCCCCCCAAAAAAAAAAUCCGGUAAAAAUAA